AUGAGUGCUCAUCAGCAGAAGCAGCCUUGCACCCCUCCCCCUCAGCCUCAGCAGCAGCAGGUGAAACAGCCCUGCCAGCCACCACCCCAGGAAUCAUGUGUCCCCAAAACCAAUGAGCCAUGCCACCCCAAAGCUCCAGAGCCCUGCCACCCCAAGGCUCCAGAGCCUUGCCAUCCCAAAGCACCAGAAUCCUGCCACCCCAAGGUUCCUGAGCCAUGUCCCUCAACAGUCACCCCAGCACCAGCUCAGCAGAAGACCAAGCAGAAGUAAUGGGGUCUACAGCCAAGCAAGCCCUUGGGGAGCUGACCACCGGAUGCUGAAUCCCCUCUCACAUUCUGCUUCUAUGCCUUCUUUACAAUUAGCAUGCUGCCACUCUGAGUCAUAACCCUCCCUCUUUGCACCCUCUACAAAGAUUUCCCUCACACUGCUCUGGAGGGCUCCGAGCCUCUAAAUGACGCUGAGAGUCUCACUGGCUGAGCUACUUUUCUAACUUCUCAGGGCUCAUCUAAAGAGAGGUUUGGGGGAUCAAGUGGAUCUUUCCUGCCCUGCCCCCAUUAAAUCACU
Molecule: messenger RNA, 564 nt
Organism: Panthera uncia (snow leopard)
Lineage: Eukaryota; Metazoa; Chordata; Mammalia; Carnivora; Felidae
Product: cornifin-A
Exons: 1
Coding region: 1-270 (89 amino acids)
Source: RefSeq, a predicted model, not a curated record